This is a messenger RNA of Mesocricetus auratus (golden hamster), 2388 nucleotides long. It is a transcript of the gene Ankmy2, whose product is annotated as ankyrin repeat and MYND domain containing 2. Bases 189 to 1511 code for a protein of 440 amino acids. Gene Ontology annotation, molecular function: protein binding. The transcript has 10 exons. The record is from RefSeq and is a predicted model, not a curated record. NCBI's taxonomy places the organism in Eukaryota, Metazoa, Chordata, Mammalia, Rodentia, Cricetidae.
GCCCGGCUCGCCCGAGCUCGCCGCACCCGCCAUCCCCCAGCCGCAGGACCCUGGCGAGCGCCACUCUGCUGGGCUGCUCCCCUGGCCUCGGGUUGCCUGGCUGUGGCGGACUUCCACGACGCGCACACGUCUCUCGUUUUUAAAAAUCUCACCAAAGAAAUAGAUUAGGCUUCAAGCUGGCGGGAACGAUGGGUCACAUAAAGAAAGGCGAGCUGACCCAGGAAGAAAAGGAGCUUCUGGAAGUGAUCGGGAAAGGUACCGUCCAAGAAGCUGGAACACUGUUAUCUAGUAAGAAUGUUCAUGUCAACUGUUUGGAUGAGAAUGGUAUGACUCCUUUAAUGCAUGCAGCGUAUAAAGGAAAACUUGAUAUGUGCAAGUUACUUCUGCGCCAUGGAGCCGACGUCAAUUGCCAUCAGCACGAGCAUGGAUACACAGCCCUCAUGUUUGCGGCACUUUCUGGCAAUAAAGACAUCACGUGGGCGAUGUUGGAGGCAGGUGCAGAGACGGACGUUGUGAAUUCGGUGGGAAGAACAGCCGCCCAGAUGGCAGCCUUUGUGGGUCAGCAUGAUUGUGUGGCUAUAAUCAACAAUUUCUUCCCUCGAGAGAGACUGGAUUAUUACACUAAACCCCAGGGAUUGGAUAAAGAGCCAAAACUGCCUCCGAAGUUGGCGGGACCCCUGCACAAAAUCAUCACCACAACGAAUCUCCACCCCGUCAAGGUUGUGAUGCUCGUGAGUGAGAACCCUCUUCUGGCGGAAGCAGCCGCUCUCGGCAAAUGCUACAGGGUGAUGGAUUUGAUCUGCGAGAAGUGCAUGAAGCAGAGAGACAUGAAUGAAGUGCUGGCUGUGAAAAUGCACUACCUCAGCUGCAUCUUUCAGAAAUGCAUUUCCUUCCUCAAGGAAGGCGAGAACAAGCUGGACACCCUGAUCAAAAGCUUGUUGAAAGGCCGAGCGUCUGACGGCUUCCCAGUGUACCAGGAAAAGUUCAUCAGGGAAAGCAUCAGGAAAUUUCCGUACUGUGAAGCCACCCUCCUCCAGCAGCUGGUGCGAACCAUUGCUCCAGUGGAAAUCGGAUCGGAUCCAACUGCAUUCUCUGUGCUUACCCAAGCCAUCACAGGACAAGUGGGGUUUGUGGAUGUUGAGUUUUGCACCACCUGUGGAGAAAAAGGAGCAAGUAAAAGAUGCUCGGUUUGCAAAAUGGUAAUAUAUUGUGACCAGACCUGCCAGAAGACACACUGGUUUGCACAUAAGAAGAUGUGUAAGAGUCUGAAAGACGUUUAUGAGAAGCAACAGUCUGAAGCUGCCAAACAUAUGAGCCAGGAGGAAAAGAAUGGAAAGCUUGAUGCCAACUCUAACCAUGUUAAUGGAGGUCAACCAGAGCCUAAAGUGGGCAUCUCCCAAGAAACUUCCACUCCUGCUGAUUCUGUGGAAGGAGAGCGCGAGCCUGGAGGUGAAACUGGGCUGGCCAGCACACAGGAUGCUCCCGCAGGGCCACAGCUGUCCGAGGAGUAAAAGCUGUCAACAGCGGCCAGCAUGGGCAUCCUUCGCCCAGCAGAUAGCUGCAGGACUCACGUGAAUGUAUCUCCAUUUGCACAGUGGCAGGGUUGCACAUCCCUAGAGUAGGGGCUCUCAAGCAAGGCCCCCCCAACACCUUGAUUUCCUGUUCAUUUCUUGUCUGUAGUUAAACGGGCAUGCCUGCGGAAAAUGGUUUUGUUCAAAACACACACACACACACACACACACACACACACACGCAAAACCGUGUCUGUUCCCUUUAUGGCUCCCCAGUGAUUGUACACAAAGGAAAAUAAACUCCCCUUAAGAAGAGAUCUAGGUUCUAGGGAACAAAGAACAGGGAACAUGUGAAUGAGAAGUGACCUUUAGAGAAAAAUAAUCACAGGCACAGAAACGGGCCGUCGGAGAAGGCAAGACUUACCUGCAAAUAAAGUACAUCUGAGUACUUGCUUUCUGUCCUGCAGUUGAGCAUACGAGCUGUAAUGAGGAACACUCGAUGUUCAGAGACCGUUGCCGUUGUUUAGCCUGCUGCUCUUCAAAUGGAAAUCAUCCAGAGCACUUAGAACCUGCCUGUCUUGCUGCAUUGACCAUUCAGAAAGGUUGGGUCAAGCACUGGGGAGUCACCGUACACACACUUCCUGUAAAACCACCUCGCGCACCGCACCGCACUCUCUCCAAAAGCUCAACUUUCAUCUCCCUACCAGCUUUUCAGAAGCCUCGUCCUGUCCAGAAACUGACUUACAGCCGCCAUCUAAAGAAUGUCCCGUUCUGCAUUUUAGCGUGUGUGACGUGUAGGCAAGCUGGAGUGUCAUGUCUGACUAAGGUGCUGUCUUUCAGCUUCCUGUUAAAUAAAUCUACCCACGUGCACAGGUCA